Molecule: messenger RNA, 1128 nt
Organism: Symbiodinium sp. CCMP2592
Lineage: Eukaryota; Dinophyceae; Suessiales; Symbiodiniaceae
Source: the annotation of a GenBank genome assembly
AUGGUCGCCUUUGCCUCCGAGGCACGACACAAUCAGAUUAUCGGCGAAUUGGGAGCAGAACAUCAGGAGCAGCUCCGUGCAAUGUGCAACAGUGGGCUUGCAGAAGUAACCAAGUUGAGGAAUGAAUUGGGCAAUGCUAACAUUGCGUUGUCGAUUCAGAGAUCUGAAAUGGGUCAAGGUGAAGCUCGUUUCCAGCAAACCGAAAGCGCGAGGGAACUCGCUGUCCUUGAAGCCAACAGGCAAGCUGAAGCUGCCCGUAGAGCUGUAGAGGAAGCUAACAACAACGCCAGGCGCCUUCGCGAAGUGGAAACUUCUGCCCGUCAGAAUGAUGCAAUGCGAUCACAUGAGGUCGCUGACAUGUCAGCUCGAAUGGAUGAACUGAUGAGGCAGCUUCAGGCCCAGCGUCAGCAGACCGAGGUGACACUCCGACAGAACAGGCUACGGACGCCGGAAGGCGAACCCCUCCGGAAGGUUCUAGCCCUGGUGGCAGUGGUGGCGGACCCGAUGGUAAACGGCCCCAGUGGCGGUGAUGAUGACCAUGAUCGUCACGAUCGGAAGUCCAAGAAGGAUAAGAAGCAUAAGAAGAAGAAGAAGAAGAAGAAGAAGUCGCGCAGGAGAAUGAAAGCUACUGAGAAUGACGACUCUGUUGAAGAUGAAGUUGGCAGGGACUACAUAAUCAUUGGUGUUUGGAUUUUCAGCGGGAUGACUGGGGUCACAAAGUCUGUUGAUCGUCAUGCUCAGCUGAUCAAGUACCUGAUUGCCUUCAUGAAGUCAAGAGGGUUGAAAGACACCUUCACGUCUAUCUGCAUCAAUCACGGUGGCAAUCGCCGAGUGCACCGAGAUUUGUUGAAUCAUGACAACUCACUUAACCACACUUUACGUGUUGGGAGCUAUCAAGGUGGUUCCGUAUGGGUUGAGCAGAAGGACGAUUUUCCCGUGUUUCGCAGUGGGAAGUCAAAGUGCGUCAAGGUUACGGGGGGACUUGAAGUCAAUGGGAGAGUCUAUGACACUCAUGAUCGAAUGUUAUCCUUCCACCCCAAGCUUUGGCAUCAGGCACAGUCUUGGACAGGUGAUCGAUGGACCAUCACUGCAUAUACGAAUAUACGAUUCGGGAUACAGAUGGUUUGA